AUGGUCGAUCGAGCAACAAAGGUUUUUCGAAUUAUCACCCAGCGACGAGCUCGUUUUUUUAUCUACGUAUGGGCAAAUUUCAAUGUCGGAUUCAUUAGCAGUUUACUCCCAUUAAGCUUUUCCUAUCUAACAUGUGUCUCAAAUAUCCCAUCAGUGCACAUGUUUUGGAUAUUUUUCAUCUUCAACGCAACACUUUUCAUCGGGACAAUGGGAAACGCGUACUUCAAUAAACAUGAAAACGAGCUUCGCACGAUGUUCAUCAGCUCUCUUUUAGCGAUUAUUUCUUUUGCUUCCGUCACUUUUGUCACAGAUUUGUUGCUGUUUGCAUCAAUCUUCGCACUACUUGGACUUUCUUUGGGCGUUCAACUGUCAGAUAUCAAUAUCUCAUUUCUGAAGAUUUUCCCACAGACUCAUUUCUCACUGAUUCACGUUCUUCAUCUAUUUCACGCACUUGGUGUCUUCCUAGCUUCAAUCGUUUACAAACUCAAGCCAAAUCCCGAGGAUUCUCCAUGUGAAGAAGAGUUAUUCAAUGCUCAUAUAAGUAUGGACAAAAUCCGUUUCGUUCCCAUUUUUGAUGCUCGUUAUUUGAUAUGGAUUUUUGCUUUCAUUCAGGUUCCAUUUCUUUAUGUCGUGUUGAUGAAAACUAAUGAGAAUCCAGCUAAUGCUGAAAGAACGACAGAAGUGACAAAUGAUGAACAGCGGAGAGCUGAUUAUGAAGAAAUUGAGGGAAAUGCGGCUGAGAAUCAACCAGAAAAUCAUUGGGAAUCUGGUAUGAUGCGAUUGGUGAUGUUAGUUGCCUCAAUAUGCUGCAUUGGACAGAUUCUCUUCACACUUUUCCCAUUUUUUGUCUUUUCUCGAGAGGAUUCAUCGGAAAUCGAUUAUCAAAUCUUUACCACAUUCUACAUGUUUGGUCGAGUGAUUGCCGUGCUUUUCGCCGACAAAAUUGCGCCCAUUUUUCAUAUUGGAUUGAGUAUUUUAAUAUAUGGGCUGUCAUCAUGUGUUUUCAUCUUCGAACGUCCAAUCUGGUUGGGUACUUCCCUUGCCGCCAUUUCACUCGCACAAUUUUUACCCUCCGCUCUCACAUAUGUUAAGCAUACAUUGCUACUUCGAGCUGAAUCAGUCUCGGUUGUGAUCUCCGGCUCCUCUUUCGGCACCCUUGUCUAUCCAUUAUUUUUGAGUUUAGCCAAGGAAAACGAUUCUCGCCUCUUCGUCGCCAUCAGUUUUUUCUCGACUCUUCUCCUCGUUUUUCUUUUCGUCUCCAUGUUGAACUCGCAAGCGCAAUCCGAAAGAACAAAAGCAACACAAGACCGAGUACAGGCCUUCAUUUCUCGUUUCUUUUCUGGUGACACAACAACUUCUUCUCUUCGACGAGCUCCAUCAAUUAAACCGCUCAUUUCUCGACUUCGACCGAUGUCAUAUAGAAGAUUCCGAAACGCGAAUCGAUCCGCUUCUCCAGAGGUGCCGAAAAUAAAAGUAACGCUUGAGAAAGAGCCACAAGUUCAGUUCAAU
Messenger RNA from Mesorhabditis belari, 1509 nucleotides. The record is from the annotation of a GenBank genome assembly. Lineage: Eukaryota; Metazoa; Nematoda; Chromadorea; Rhabditida; Rhabditidae.